AGGAGGAGGAGGGUGUUUGAGAGGAGACCAGUCGCCGGUCACUUUGGAGUCAGCCGCCAAACGGCAAACUCUGGAAAGAAGCACGCGCUCGUCUCUCCUCUCUUCGGUGUGUCUCGCGGAUCUGCGCAGCAGUGUGUGUGUGUUUCCCGUGGAGCUAAGAUAGAGAGCGAGAGAGAGACACACACACACACGUCGGAGUUUCCGGACGCGGCCAUUUCUCUAAACCCUGCACGGAUCUGCGAUGGCACUCACCAGCAGCAAGAGUGUGUCUUGAGAAGAAAAAAAAAAAAAACCGAAAAGUUGCCGCGGGAACGCCUCGCGGACGCCUCGCGCUCACGCGGGAUUUAAAACGACUUGGAUUUUUUUCUUUUAUUAUUUAAUUCCGUGACAACGUUUUGUGGAAUUUCUGCGUUUGGGUUUGCAUUCAUCACCCCAGAUCCAAAAGAAAAAGUGUCAAGCGGAGUUUGCUGUGCGACUGUGCAUAUCUCUCUCUGUGUGUGUGUGUGUGUGUGUGUGUGUGUGCGCGCGCGCGCGCGCGUGUGUAUGUGUGUGUGUAUCUGUAGCUAUCUAUCCGCAACGUGCACGCGACUGCGGCGGCAGCGGCGGAGGUGCUGGUGGUGAAGUCCAAACCCGCAGCACAGGUCCAUAAUGUCCUCAAACUCAAGACAAGCCUGAACAUCAAUCUUCUGCAAACACUUGACUUGAGACCUGCUUCUGCACCAUACUGUCAGGACAAUGGCUUCCCAGCAUAGAAAAUUGAACUGUUUAUUGGUUUCUUGCUGCUUUGUUUUUUUGCUUCCCCUCGCCACCUCAAGGCCACAACAGCCUUCCAUUGCAUCCAAAGUGAAUGAGCACUACAGAACUUUCCAUGCUGAGAACCCAGAAUGGACUUUUAACCACUUGGCAGUGGACUACAGAAACGGGAACGUGUACCUCGGUGUGGUAAACCGCAUUUAUAAGCUCUCACAAGAGCUAGACGUGCUGGUGUCGCACCAAACCGGCCCAGAGGACGACAACCGCAACUGCUACCCACCGCGAAUCGUGCAGCCCUGCAGUGAGCCACUGACGCUCACCAACAAUGUCAAUAAAAUGCUACUAAUUGACUACAGAGCAAACCGGCUGCUAGCCUGCGGGAGCCUCUACCAAGGUAUCUGCAAGCUGCUUCGCCUGGACGACCUCUUCAAGCUUGGAGAGCCCUUUCACAAGAAAGAGCAUUACCUCUCGGGUGUCAACGAGAGUGACUCCGUUUUUGGCGUCAUCGUGUCUUAUGGUGACUCCUCACCUGACAAGCUGUUUGUGGCCACGGCAGUGGACGGGAGGCCCGAGUACUUCCCGACCAUCUCGAGUCGCAAACUGGCUCGCAAUUCAGAGGAGGAUGGCAUGUUCGCCUACGUCUUCCAUGAUGAGUUUGUGGCCUCCAUGAUCAAGAUCCCGUCAGACACCUUUACCGUGGUGCCCGAUUUCGACAUAUAUUACGUGUAUGGCUUCGCCAGUGGCAACUUCGUCUACUUCCUAACACUGCAGCCAGAGAUGGGCGGCGGUCCAGCUGCGGGUUCGUCCUCGGCCAACCGGGAACAGGUGUUCACUUCCAAACUGGUGCGACUCUGCAAGGACGACACGGCGUUCAACUCGUAUGUAGAAGUUCCGCUUGGUUGUGUCAAGGGUGGUGUGGAGUAUCGUCUUCUGCAGGCAGCCUACUUGUCUAAGGCAGGUGCCAUCCUGGCUCGCUCGCUGGGUGUGGGACCGGAUGAUGACAUCCUUUAUGCUGUGUUCUCCAAAGGCCAGAAGAGGAGGCCAAAAGAAACGUCUCAAGAGUCGGCCUUGUGCGUGUUUGCCCUGAAGGAGAUCAAUGAGAGAAUUAAAGACAGGCUGCAGUCCUGUUACAAAGGAGAGGGCACGCUGGAUCUGGCCUGGCUCAAAGUGAAGGAUAUUCCCUGCAGCAGUGCGCUCCUGACAAUUGACGACAAUUUCUGCGGACUGGAUAUGAACGCGCCGCUCGGGGUGUCCGAGAUGGUCCGCGGGAUUCCGCUGUUUUCCGAGUCCAAUGACAAAAUGACCUCGGUGAUUGCCUACGUCUACAAGAACCACUCGCUGGCCUACGUAGGCACCAAGAGCGGCCGGCUGAAAAAGAUCCGGGUAGACGGACCAUCCCACGCCACUUUUCAGUAUGAAACGGUGCAAGUGGUGGAAAACGGGCCGAUCCUGCGCGACAUGGCCUUCUCGGCUGAUCAGCACUUCCUGUACGUGAUGUCCGAGACCCAGCUCACUCGUGCUCCAGUAGAGGCUUGUGAGCAGUACUCAUCCUGCAAUGAGUGUCUGGGCUCCGGGGAUCCUCACUGCGGCUGGUGUGUGCUGCACAGCAUGUGCACCAGAAAGGAAAAGUGUGAGAGGUCAUCUGAACCACGUCGCUUCACCUCGGACAUCAAGCAGUGUGUCAGGUUGAGCGUGCACCCCAGCAACAUCUCAGUAUCCCAGUACAGUGUCACGCUCGUUCUGGAAGCCCACAAUGUUCCUGAGCUUUCCGCAGGAGUGAACUGCACCUUUGAGGACCUGGCUGAGAUGGAUGGACUUGUGGAAGGCAAUCGCAUCACUUGCAGCUCUCCUGCUGAGAAAGAGGUCCCACGCAUCGUUGUAGACCAAGGUGACCAUCAGAUUGUGCAACUCUACCUCAAGUCUAAAGAAACAGGACUAGCUUUUGCCAACACAAGCUUCGUCUUCUACAAUUGCAGUGUCCAUAAAUCUUGUCUUUCUUGUGUUGGAAGCCCAUACCAAUGUCACUGGUGCAAGUACCGUCACAUCUGCACCCAUGACCCACGCAGCUGCUCUUUCCAAGAGGGACGGGUCAAGCAGCCAGAGGAAUGUCCCCAGCUGCUUCCCGCUGAUCGGAUCCUGGUGCCAGUGAACGUUGUGAAGCCCAUCACCCUGCGUGCCAAGAACUUGCCCCAGCCGCAGUCGGGCCAGCGUGGUUACGAGUGUGUGCUCACCAUCCAGGGGGUGGAGCAGAGAGUCCCCGCCCUCCGCUUCAACAGCUCCAGCGUGCAGUGCCAGAACACCUCAUACUCAUAUGAGGGGAUGGAGAUGAGUAGCCUCGCUGUGGAACUGAUGGUCAUCUGGAAUGGAGAUUUUAGCAUCGACAACCCGGCCCAAAACAAAGUACACCUGUAUAAAUGCGACGCGAGGCGUGAGAGCUGUGGUCUGUGCCUGAAGGCUGAUCCGCUGUUUGGUUGUGUGUGGUGUAAAGGGGAGAAGCGCUGCACUCUCAAACAGCACUGCCCUCAUCCACAGAGCAUGUGGCUCGAACACAACGGCAUCAACAGCAAGUGCACACACCCAAAGAUCACCAAGAUUACCCCGCUGCGAGGGCCUCGGGAAGGGGGUACAUUGGUGACGAUCCGUGGAGAGAACCUCGGCCUGGAUUUUCACGAGAUCCAGGGCAACGUUAAGGUGGCCAACGUUGAGUGCACACCUGUACCAGAGGGAUACAUCCCUGCUGAACAGAUCGUAUGCGAGAUGGGAAAAGCCGAGUCGAGUCAUUAUGCCGGAAAUAUCCAAGUCUGCGUAGGGGAUUGUCAGCCCGAGUUCAAGGCCGAGUCCUCCAAGUACUACUACUUUGUGGUCCCCAGACUGCACUCUCUGAAGCCCAGCCGCGGUCCCGUAUCCGGAGGCACCAUCGUCAACAUCACAGGAAGCAAUCUGGACUCCGGAAGCAACGUGUCCAUCAUGUUCAAGGACCAGAAGUGCACUUACCACAGACGAGGGGGUCAGUGGAUCACGUGUCGCUCUCACGCGUCGACUCAAGGCACCGGGGAAGUAACCGUAUCUGUGUAUGUAGACAAGGCCCACAUCCAGAAGGACCUCCAUUUUGAGUACGUAGAAGAUCCGACCAUCACCAAGCUGGAACCAGAAUGGAGCAUUUUCAGUGGAAACACACCAGUGACCGUGACCGGAACCAACCUGGACAUCAUCCAGAACCCACAAAUCAGAGCCAAGUACAACACCCAGGAGACAACCAACUUUUGCCAGGUGCUCAGUUCCACCACGAUGCUGUGCCAAGCCCCAGCGCUGCCCGGUGGCCUGAGCAGGCAGAAGGAAGUAGUGGAGAAACCUGACGAGUUCGGUUUCAUCCUCGACAACGUGCAAGCUGUGUUGGCUCUCAAGAACAUCAACUUCCUGUAUUACCCCAACCCCGUGUUCGAGCCUCUCAGUGCAUCUGGAGUGCAGGAGCUCAAGCCUGGAUCUCCCAUUAUUCUGAAGGGCCGGAACUUCCUCCCCCUUACCCCCGGUGGCAACGGCAAACUGAACUACACCGUUCUGAUCGGAGAAAAGCCCUGCGCAUUAACCGUAUCUGACACCCAGCUGCUGUGUGAAUCGCCAAAUCUAACUGGACGUCACAAAGUUCUGGCGCGUGUGGGUGGCAUCGAGUUUUCCCCUGGUGUGGUCCACAUCACCUCCGACAGCCCCCUCAGCAGCACUGCUAUCAUCAGCAUCACCGGAGCCGGAUGCCUUCUCAUCCUCUUCAUCAUCAUCGUACUCAUUGCCUACAAGCGCAAGUCCCGCGAAAGUGACCUGACCCUAAAACGCCUGCAGAUGCAGAUGGACAACCUGGAAUCCAGAGUGGCGCUGGAGUGUAAAGAAGCAUUUGCAGAGCUGCAGACAGAUAUUAAUGAGUUGACCAGUGACCUGGAUGGAGCGGGGAUCCCGUUUCUGGACUACAGAACCUACACCAUGCGUGUUCUCUUCCCUGGCAUCGAGGAACAUCCUGUUCUUAGAGACCUGGAGGUGCCAGGCUACAGGCAGGAGCAGGUAGAAAAGGGUCUGAAGCUUUUUGGGCAGCUGAUCAACAACAAGGUGUUCCUGCUGACCUUCAUCCGUACGCUGGAGUCUCAGCGAGGCUUCUCCAUGAGAGACCGCGGCAACGUGGCCUCGCUCAUCAUGACCGUGCUGCAGAGCAAGCUGGAGUACGCUACUGACGUCCUCAAACACCUCCUGUCCGACCUCAUCGACAAGAACCUGGAGAGCAAGAACCACCCCAAGCUGCUGCUGCGCAGAACGGAGUCUGUUGCGGAGAAAAUGCUGACGAACUGGUUCACGUUUCUCCUCUACAAAUUCCUAAAGGAGUGUGCUGGCGAGCCCCUGUUUUCCCUCUUCUGCGCCAUCAAGCAGCAGAUGGAGAAAGGCCCUAUCGACUCCAUCACAGGGGAGGCGCGCUACUCUCUCAGCGAGGACAAGCUCAUCAGGCAGCAGAUCGACUACAAGACACUGGUGGUGAAUUGCAUUCACCCGGACAACGAGAAGAGCCCAGAGAUUCAGGUGAAAGUACUGAACUGUGACACAAUCAGCCAAGUGAAGGAGAAGAUCCUGGAUGCCAUCUACAAGAACGUUCCUUAUUCCCACCGCCAAAAAGCCUCGGACAUGGAUCUAGAGUGGCGUCAGGGCAGAGGGGUUCGGAUCAUCCUGCAGGACGAGGACAUGACCACGAAGAUCGAGAGUGACUGGAAGAGGCUCAACAUGCUGUCUCAUUACCAGGUAUCUGAUAACGCACUGGUGGCCCUCGUACCAAAGCAGGUCACUGCGUACAACUCUGUUAACAACUCCACUGUCUCCAGGACGUCUGCUAGCAAAUACGAAAACAUGAUCAAAUACACAGGCAGCCCAGACAGCCUGCGCUCUCGUACACCCAUGAUCACACCUGACCUGGAAAGUGGAGUCAAAGUUUGGCACCUGGUGAAGAACCACGAGCACGGAGACCAGAAGGAGGGUGACCGAGGCAGCAAGAUGGUCUCCGAGAUUUACCUGACCAGACUGCUGGCUACCAAGGGCACGCUGCAGAAGUUUGUGGACGACCUGUUUGAGACCAUCUUCAGCACGGCACACAGAGGAAGCGCCCUCCCCCUCGCCAUAAAGUACAUGUUCGACUUCCUGGACGAGCAAGCCGACAAGCACGGCAUCCACGACCCUCACGUCCGGCACACAUGGAAGAGCAACUGCCUACCUCUGAGGUUUUGGGUGAACGUGAUUAAAAAUCCCCAGUUUGUGUUCGACAUCCAUAAGAGCAGCAUCACGGAUGCCUGCUUGUCUGUCGUGGCGCAGACCUUCAUGGACUCCUGCUCCACAUCCGAGCACCGCCUGGGUAAAGACUCGCCCUCCAACAAGCUGCUGUACGCCAAGGACAUCCCCAGCUACAAGAGCUGGGUGGAGAGAUAUUACUCGGACAUCGGUAAAAUGCCUGCCAUCAGCGACCAGGAUAUGAACGCUUACCUGGCCGAGCAAUCCCGUAUGCACAUGAACGAGUUCAACACCAUGAGCUCCCUCAGUGAGAUCUAUUCGUACGUGGGAAAAUAUGCAGAGGAGAUUGUGUGCGCACUGGAGGAGGACGACGGUGCCAGGAAACAGAGACUGGCCUUCAAGCUGGAACAGGUGGUCGCCUUCAUGAGCCUGGAGAGCUGAGGACCUCGUUUCCCAGAGCGCACUGGGACCGCCGUCAGAAAACUAGGGUGGAAAAAAAAAAAAACCGAGCCGUGCCUGAGCACCUGUACAUCUUCUGUUUUCUCGCAAACUUCAUAUCAACCAAGCAACCAAGAAUCCGCAUCACAUUAACGCUCUGCUUCCUAGAUGAAUAGAAAACGGGCCAAGGAGCUGGAGACUGCUACGGUACCCAUGAUGCAACAGGGUCGGAGGGAGGGUUUGGGUCUCUGGAUGUGCUGCCUGCGAAAAAAAAACCCUCUCUCCUUCCCCUGGGAAAAUGUUUUUUUUUAAAUAAUAAUGUUACGUUUAUGUUGCCUUUAAAAAUAUAGCUGUUAAGCAAAGUGUUUCACAUCCACAACGUUGGUGUUCUCGUUUUAUUGACUUGGGUUGUGUGUGAAACUACGAUAAGAGUCUAAUUGUAGUACCAAAACACAGAAAGAACGUGCUUUUGGUACAUUAUCCGACCGGAAAAAACUUGAAGUCCGUCGAGUUUACAAGACAGAAAAUGAGAGAGAGAAAAAAAAAGACACACUGGGAACAUUCAGAGAUCACGGCACGUCUGAUACGCUGACUGUGUGUGACACGUUACCAAACUGGACCUUUGUUACGGAAACGAGCGCAAGGUAAAAAAUAUUACAGGUUUGCCUCUGAUGAAAGCACACACACACUAUCUUUCUCUCUCUCUCUCUCUCUCUCUCUCUCUCUCACACACACACACACACACACCUUAGUCCAGCUGUGAGGGCUUCCUCUGGGCUUUUUUUGGGUGAGGUUUAAGGAUCAUCGUCCUCUAAAACAAGCACACGUUCUGUAGCUGCCUCAGAUUCAUAACCUCUACUAGAAUUAGUCCGAUACUGGGAUUGUUGUGUCGUGCGUAAGAAACGAGUCGUUCACUGCCACAGAGUUCGCAGUUACACAAAUUACAUGAGGAAUGAAAAAGAAAAAAGAAGAAGAAAAAAAACCAAAGGAGAUGAUGUGAUGAAGGUGCACUUUUUAUUUAGGUGGCAGAAACCCAGACACGCAACCAAAGGUCUUUCUGCUAUCUGUUCCUCGGGGAAAAAAAAAAAACGUCCUCGUUGGCAAGACUUCGUUGUUCGUACAGUACGUGAGGAAGCCAUGUUAAGUGGACACUUCUUUGGCAGCAUCCUCAGCUGGGGAAAAUCCCCCGAAUGGCAACCUGUGACAGAGACUCUGAAACGAUGGACUGAAGAAAAAAAAAGAAAAACAAGAAGUGAUAGAAACCUCUGAAGCACCGUUCUGUCCUUCAGCCUCUGACCUUUGACCUUUCUUUUGCCUUGACAGAGUGCUCCAUGUGGUGAUUUGAGACCAAUGUGUGGAGAUCCACCUUUGGGUACUUUAUCGGCUUUUUUUUAAGCGCAUGUACUUCGAUUUAAACUUGAUUAAAAAUGAAAAUUAAAAAAAAAUUAAAAAAAAAAAAAAACAACACACACACACACACACACACACACACACACACACAACGGAACCUUAGAGAAAAAUAAGCCUUGUUAAAAAGAUGAUGUGGAUGUGUUCUUUUCUUUCUUUUGCUUGGAAGAACAAGACAGGGAGAUGAAGAAAAAAAUUUAAAAACAUUUUAAAAAGCGACCAUCUAAAGCCACAACUUCUGUUAAGGUGGAAUCUUUAUCCGACUCAGCCGGUCAUCCUCAUGUUUUCGUGAAAGUGUUAAAUAAACAGUUAUACUACUGAUAAUAAGAUCGAUACCGUAAUCGAGUAUAGUAUAUUAUACCCUUUGCAUGUUGACCUAUUUGGAUGUUAUGAAAUGAAACUGCCUUGCAAUCGAAGCUAUUUAUCUGAUACUACUAGGAACUUCUGAAUUUUAAGAAAACUCUGUUUUGUUUAGAUGAUCAACAGUUAGACGUCACGUCAGCAAUCAUCUGUCAUGAAGAAACGCCACAGUCCCUCAGGUAGAUUAUUUAGCCGUUAGCCGUUAUCGUUCAUGUUCGCGUUGAACAGCUGCACAAUACACGUUACUGUUACUGCUGCACCAUGAAAAACAUGCAAAUGCACCCUUUCGUUGUUUUUUGUUUUGUUUUGUUUAUAUAUAUAUAUAUAUAUAUAUAUAUAUAUAUAUAUAUAUAUAUAUAUAUUCCAUCCCACAUCGAUUCCCUGACCAGGACUGUUUACUGGAAUUUUUUGUAAAUUUUUUUUUUUUUUUUUUUUAAGUAGCUAUUUUUAAUUUUGUGGUGCUUCACUCUUAGAAGAAAAAAAAAAGAAAAAAGAUUUGGAUGGUUGUUAUGUCGUUCAGUUCAAUUCAAAAAGCUUAUCGUCGUUAUUCUGUUAAAAACACUGUCACACAAAACAUUACGAUAAAUAUACAGUAAGUGCUGGUACAAGAGAACAACACAAGUCAGUGCAACCAAGACAGAUGUAAGGCAAUUAUUGCACUUGUGACAAAGGUUCUCAAAAAGGUUCUCGUCUGGAACCCUUCCUGAUAGUGCUGUAGGGUUCUACACGGAACCGUUCAUACACGGACCGAAGAAUUCCUAAGGCUGAUUUCACACUUGACGGUCUGUUUGUUUGUUUGUUUUUUCCUCGGUUGCACUCUCGCAGUCUCUAUGCUUCUACAGGAAGCGGCCAUUUUGUAAAAAAAAAAAAAAAAAAAAAAAAAAAUUAAAUAACUGCACUGCUGCUUACAUUCUAUUGGUCGCAGCGAAGCUUACACGGCUGAAAGAAGUUAAACGUUUAAAGAGUAACGAGUGACAUCAAGCACUUUUUUUUGCUUUUUUUUUGCUUUUUUAACCUCCUGACCAAUCAGGUCACACGUUGGGGGAUAAAAAAUAAACAUCAAGGACAAAGCGCUGGGAAAAAUGACUGUUGGUAGUGAGGAGAUUUGCAUACGACGUGUUGAAUUGAAAAUAUUUUGUCGCCGGUGUUCCGGUUAAAAAUGUAAACGUGUUUAGGUUUAGGACCUUCCCCGAUGUACAUGACGUGACCUUCGUUUACCUGUGGCUGUAUACGGUGAAGCCGCAACAAGCAGCUCAAACUCUGGUGAUGUUCUGCCUCUGAAUCUACAGCAAAGGCAAACAACCUCCUCGUCACCAGAGUUCAGCAUCUGUUAGUUCAAAUCUAAUCUGGAGAGCAAGUUACGUACGACAGUUACGUAGCUGAUACUAGCUAGGCCUGGGAGGAGUGUUGCUAUGGUUACAGUUUUCAUAUCAGAUACAGAAAACGGUAUAAAAACAGCCUCAAGGCCUAAAGAUGUAACCUUUCGUUUCAAUCAAUAUCACGAAUAUAGUCUAAUUUAUCUAAUAUUUUUCAUUAUGAGAUUACGAUGAAAUAAAUCUGAGACGAUUAUUCUUCUUACUUCCGUUCGGAUUUCUUUCAAGCUUGUAACAUCUUGUUUUUUAUCGCAGAUAAUUGUGCUUCUUUUUCAGAAAUAAAGGAUUCAAAUAAGCGAAGUUGUCUGACGAUAAAACAAGUUUAUAAAUGAGUGAAAAUGUCUAGAAAUAAAGCUUAACAUCCGUGUAUUUGUUUUAGUUUUAUUUUAAUCACACACUGUAAAACCAGAUAAAAUACAUUUAAAUAUAAAAAAUAAAUGUAACUUAAACUUGUUAUAUUUAAGUGUAUUUGGCUUAAAGAAAUUAAAAUAUCAACUUAUUUUGAGGUAAUUAGUUUCCUCACAUUUUUUGAGUGAAAUCAACUUAUCCGGUUUUACAGUGCAUAAUGAGAUAUUUUUGAUCAGUUUGACCAUACCCAAGAUAUUUUUCUACAUGGUAAGAUUUACACUUUGGCGUGCUCAACUGGGUUUUUUUUUUUUUUUUCUAAGAGUGCAUUGGUUAUAGUAAAGCACCAGAUGAAUGUAAAUACUGUAGGUCCUGAUUGACUUUGCCUAGAAACGUAGUGAGUUUUCAUUUGGUUUGUAAUUCUGUUUUGUUCCUGUGACUGGUUUGAGCUCUGGUCUAAAGUGUCUUGAAGAGUCACUGAAACACACAGGGGUAUCAGGAGGCAGAGCUCUGACGCGGACGUUCCGAUGUCCUGAUGUAAAAAUAUCCGGCAAGUAGUCCUGCUUUACAUUUUGACGCACCGUAAAUGAUGUGAAACUCACGAGUUCUGAAACUCAGAUUCCGAUCCUUCAGUCCCAAGCGAGAGGAGGAUUCGGAUUAACCGUCAGUCACAGUAUUAGGAUGAAAAACCACUCGAAUCCGUUUGAAAGAAAGCGACUGCCUCCGUGAUACGCCUGUGUCCUGUUUUUUCUAUCCAUCUUUUAUGUACUGCCACGUGUCAUUGGCUGAACCCCAGCCUUCUGUCUGUCUGUCUGUCUGUCUGUCUGUAACGGACCUGAUAAAGCUUCCACCUUUAACAUUUUGUAAGACUUAAAAAUGUCCUUCUAGCUCAGUGUUAUAGCAGGUGUUUCAGAAACCCGUUAGAAAAGACUUUUACUAUUUCCAUAUCGGAUGAGAGAUAACAGAAUUAUCCUGACAGGAAGAUGAGGAGGACGAGGAGGAGGAGGAGAAGUGAGACGGGCGGAAAGGCGAGCUUCUCUAACUUUGUUAUAAUUAAUUGUAUACCUGUGUAUGUAAAUAUAAUGCAUUCCUAUUUUGCAGUCAAGGACAAAAUACUAUUUGUAAAAUAGAAUAAACUUUAUUAUGAAAAAUG
This is a messenger RNA of Ictalurus punctatus (channel catfish), 11082 nucleotides long. It is a transcript of the gene plxna4, whose product is annotated as plexin A4. Gene Ontology annotation, biological process: negative regulation of cell adhesion; positive regulation of axonogenesis; regulation of GTPase activity. Gene Ontology annotation, cellular component: semaphorin receptor complex. The coding region runs from base 736 to 6447 and encodes 1903 amino acids. Gene Ontology annotation, molecular function: protein binding; semaphorin receptor activity. NCBI's taxonomy places the organism in Eukaryota, Metazoa, Chordata, Actinopteri, Siluriformes, Ictaluridae. The transcript is spliced from 32 exons. The record is from RefSeq and is a predicted model, not a curated record.